Molecule: messenger RNA, 405 nt
Organism: Porites lobata
Lineage: Eukaryota; Metazoa; Cnidaria; Anthozoa; Scleractinia; Poritidae
Source: the annotation of a GenBank genome assembly
AUGAACAAACGAGGCAAGGAUGUCGACUGGUCAAAGUUAGCAAAUGCAUCCCCUAAACCAAAGAGACUUCACUUAGAAGAGGAUGACUCUGAUGGUCUUUUUUACUUCCCAGUGCAAAUUUGUAACCACGAUGGAUUCACUACGCAAAGAGGCUGUAGAAAACACGUAAAGAGCAAACACAGUUGGUACUAUUACUUCGACGAGAAGCCAGACAGUGCGCAAAUCGACACGCUUAAUGUCGAUGAAACCGACAAAUGUGAAGCCAGUGAUCAGAAGAUUACGCCGCGUAAAAGCAGGGCAAUUGCCUCUUUUGAUUCUACGAACAAAAUUGCCAAGAACUUUUUUUCGUGGCUCACUGGCAGCGGUGGGGCUGUAAAAGGGAUCGACAAGCACAACAGAUCGUGA